CACGUGCUGUCAAAUUACCUCCCUUGAACGAAACUAUAAAUGCAUGUAUCCAGGGCUAGCAUCAACAGAAUGGAGGACCUGUACCAGAUUCUUGGGUGUGUUUCCACGGCAAGCACCAGUCAGCUGCGCAAGGCUUAUCAGGACUUGGCAUUAAAACAUCACCCUGACAAGAGCCCUGCGGGGACAUCAGCCGAGCAGUUUGUAAAGAUAAAUAGAGCCUGGAAAAUACUGGAAGAUCAUGAUUUGAGGCAGAAAUAUGACCUCAAAUGGCAGGAGCGAUGCUUGGCACAAACUUACCCGAUACAAGAUACAGUAGACUUUGAUGAAUUUGAAGAAGUAGUUGAAGAAGAGGAAGGUUUCAGUUCUGCAGAUAGUAUAGACAUAAAGGAUGGAGGACUUGCAAAUCUUGUUGACACUGAUAACAAAAUUAGAGAAAAUCAUGAUAGAUGUUCCUUUAAUGAUACCAGAAAUUUGGCUGAAUUAGAUGUAAAAGUGAUCAAUGCAUUUCCAGUGGAAACAACAAUCACUGGGCAGGUAAAAGAUGGGCCAGUUAGUCUGAUUGAUGCAGAGAGGAAGAAUGAAAUUAGCCAUUCUUCAACAAGAAAAGUGCAAAAAUGUAGCAGUGUCUAUGUUUUAGAAUGUAGAUGCGGAGGAAGCUACAUGUUGACGUCGGUUGACUUGAAGUUGAAAUUCGACAUUGUGUGUUGUGACUCCUGUUCCUUGUCAGUUAGAGUAGUGUAUCCAGAUGAUGAUGAUGAAUCGGUAAUGACAGAAGCUCAGUAAAUGCU
Messenger RNA from Mya arenaria, 788 nucleotides. Its product is annotated as dnaJ homolog subfamily A member 3, mitochondrial-like. Lineage: Eukaryota; Metazoa; Mollusca; Bivalvia; Myida; Myidae. Gene Ontology annotation, biological process: positive regulation of ATP-dependent activity. The record is from RefSeq and is a predicted model, not a curated record. Gene Ontology annotation, molecular function: ferrous iron binding; ATPase activator activity. The transcript has 2 exons. The coding region runs from base 40 to 783 and encodes 247 amino acids.